UACUGCUCCUCCGCCUUGCCACCACCUGCUGCUUCACAGAUUAGUACCCGAUUGGAGAACAAGGAACUGUGGGAGAAGUUCAACUCUGUGGGAACCGAAAUGAUACUCACCAAAAAUGGCAGGCGCAUGUUCCCCGAGUUCUCGGUCUCCCUCUCUGGCCUGGAUCCGCACCGCCUGUACUCCCUGUGUGUCCAGGCCCUGCCCGAGGGUGAGAACCGCUACAAGUGGAGGGAUGGAGUAUGGAGCAGGAGCGGCCGAGCAGAACCGGGACCGCCAACCCGCUUCUACCUCCACCCGGAAUGUCCAGCUCCUGGUCAUCGGUGGAUGGAGAGGCCCAUCUGCUUCAACAAGAUCCGACUGACCAACAACACCCUCAAUCAGGGGGGGCAGAUCGUUCUUCAGUCCAUGCAUCGUUACUCCUUGUGCCUCUACAUCAUCCCCACCUCCAAUGGCGGAUCUCCACCCCGACCGGCGACCACCGUCUCCUUCCCUGAGACAUCUUUUAUUGCAGUGACCAGCUACCAGAACCCCAGGCUCUCCCUGCUGAAGAUUGAGGAGAACCCAUUCGCCAAAGGGAUAAAAUACUUCAAGAAUCAACAAGAAAGGUAA
Staurois parvus is the source of this 609-nucleotide messenger RNA. The record is from the annotation of a GenBank genome assembly. Lineage: Eukaryota; Metazoa; Chordata; Amphibia; Anura; Ranidae.